Molecule: messenger RNA, 1978 nt
Organism: Polistes canadensis
Lineage: Eukaryota; Metazoa; Arthropoda; Insecta; Hymenoptera; Vespidae
Gene: nst
Product: phosphoacetylglucosamine mutase
Exons: 8
Coding region: 112-1746 (544 amino acids)
Biological process (GO): carbohydrate metabolic process; UDP-N-acetylglucosamine biosynthetic process
Molecular function (GO): phosphoacetylglucosamine mutase activity
Source: RefSeq, a predicted model, not a curated record
UUUUCAAGAGUCGCUGUUGUAUACAGGUGUGUUAUAAAAUUUAAAUAGUUGUAAUCUGUUUUUAUAUUACGUUUAUAUAUAGAUAUACUAUUUCGUAUAUAUUAAAGCAUAAUGGACUUUCAAUAUAUAAAUAAUGUAGAAAAUUCAACAUAUAGUAAACAACAUAAUGAACCUAUACAAUAUGGAACUUCUGGCUUCCGAACUAAAGCAGAGUUCUUGGAACAUGUACUUUAUCGAAUGGGCCUUUUAGCCGUACUUAGAUCAAAGAAAUGUAAUGCUGCAAUUGGAUUGAUGAUAACGGCUAGUCACAAUGUAGAAUCAGAUAAUGGUGUUAAAUUGGUUGAUCCUAAUGGGGAGAUGUUAAAAGCAUCUUGGGAAAUAAUAGCUAAUAAUUUAGCUAAUGCAAAUGACACCGAUCUUGUAACUAUUAUUCAACAUAUUAUAAGUGAAGAAAAAAUUAAUAUGUCUGCAAAUGCAAUAGUAAUAACAGGCAGAGAUACAAGACAAAGUGGUUCUAAUUUAUUAGGUGCUGCAGUGGCAGGUAUUAAAGCCUUGAAUGGUGUCGUAAAAGAUUUUGGAAUAGUUACCACACCUCAAUUACAUUAUCUUGUUUUUUGUACAAAUACAAAUAAUAAUUAUGGAGAAUCGACAUUAGAAGCCUAUUAUAAUAAAUUUUCCAAGGCUUACAAACGUAUGAGAGAAUAUAAAAAUGUACUUAUUAAUGACAAAUAUAUAGCAGAAUUACAUUUGGAUGCGGCAAAUGGUGUUGGUGCACUUGCUAUGAAAGAAUUUCAAAAACAUCUAGAUUCUGUUCUCAAAGUCAAUAUUUAUAAUGAUGGAAAUGGAGAACUAAAUUACAUGUGUGGAGCUGACUAUGUUAAAAUACAUCAAAAAGUACCAUUAAAUAUGCAACUUGAAGCAAAUGUUAAAUGUGCUUCUAUAGAUGGAGAUGCGGACAGAAUAGUUUAUUUCUAUAUAGAUGAAACAAAAAAAUUUCAUAUUCUCGAUGGAGAUCGUAUAGCUACACUUGUAGCAGGCUACAUCAAAGAACUUCUUCAAGAAAGUUCUUUGCAAUUAAAUCUUGGCCUAGUUCAAACUGCAUAUGCUAAUGCAAGUUCAACUAUUUAUAUUUCGCAGAAAUUGAAAGUUCCAGUUGCAUGCGUUUCAACAGGUGUAAAACAUUUGCACAGUAAAGCAACAGAAUUUGAUAUUGGUGUUUAUUUUGAAGCAAAUGGUCAUGGGACUGUUGUUUUUAAGGAAACGGCUAUCCAAUCUAUUUCAAAUGCUGCCGAAAAUCUUACGUUGGAAAAAAAUGAACGUACUGCUGCUGGAAAAUUAGUACAUAUAAUAAAUAUAAUUAAUCAGACCGUUGGUGAUGCCUUAAGUGAUAUGUUGUUAAUAGAAACUAUUUUACAUGCUAAAGGAUGGAGCAUUAUUGAUUGGGAACAAUGUUAUACAGAUUUACCAAACAAACAAGUAAAAGUCAAAGUUAAGGACAGAAAUAUUAUUACAACGGCUAAUGCAGAAAGACAAUGUGUUACCCCGAUAGGAUUACAAAAUGAAAUUGAUAAAGUUACAGCCAAGUAUUCGAAAGGAAGAAGCUUUAUCAGACCUUCCGGUACUGAAGAUAUAGUACGCGUGUAUGCAGAAUGUGAAAAUCUAUCUGAUGUCAGCAAAUUGGCCACAGAAGUAUCUUUACUUGUUCAUAAACAAGCUGGAGGCAUUGGACCAGAACCUACUUUCUGACAAUGACAUUGAUCUUAUCUCAAACUACAUCUUUUUAUCUAAAUCUGCAUUUAGUCUUAUUAAAAAGAAGACAAUAAGAUCAUUGAUUUUUAAGUUGGUCAUCAUUCUUUCCUUUUAUAUUUUUAGCUGGAUUUAUACGACUGUAAUUUUUGAUCUCAAAAUUUUGUAAUCAAAUAUAGGUGAAUUAGGAAAUAAUAAAAAUAACUUUAGAAAUUUACAAGAUAUUAUAAAA